Molecule: messenger RNA, 585 nt
Organism: Helianthus annuus (common sunflower)
Lineage: Eukaryota; Viridiplantae; Streptophyta; Magnoliopsida; Asterales; Asteraceae
Product: kunitz trypsin inhibitor 4
Exons: 2
Coding region: 1-585 (194 amino acids)
Molecular function (GO): endopeptidase inhibitor activity
Source: RefSeq, a predicted model, not a curated record
AUGAAGAUAACUUUCUCAAUCAUAUUCAUCACCGCACUCUCACUACUCUCCGCCACUUCAGCCACAAUCUAUGACUCCUCUGGCAACAAACUUUUGAGGGGCACUUCUUAUUAUAUUGUGCCCCUCCUACGUGGCUCUGGAGGUGGACUGACCGUCUCCUCCCAGAGCCACAAAAAUGCAUGUCCACUUGACAUCACUCAAGAGCCAUUCGAAGUGAACAAUGGGGUUCCUUUCACCUUCAGCCCCAUUCUUCUCGACGCACAAGUCAUCCGUGAGGCGUAUCCGGUUGCCAUCGAGGCCGAUGUCAUCAACCCUUGCACCGGAUCCACGAUAUGGACGGUAACGACCGAGAAAAACCAUGACCACGGGUGGAUUGAUGCGUUUUCUGAUACUAGAUCUGAGGAUAUAGGCGGCGUACUAGGGCUUCAAUGCCGGCUGAGGGUAGAGGCUGUGGUAUUGAGAGUGUACGGUGGUGGUGGGUGUACGGUGGUGGAGAGUGUACGGUGGUGGAGGGUGUACGGUGGUGGAAGGGAGACGGUGGUGGUGGGUGUAUCGUGGUGGAGGGGAGACGGUGGUGGUGGGUGA